Molecule: messenger RNA, 6272 nt
Organism: Ruditapes philippinarum (Manila clam)
Lineage: Eukaryota; Metazoa; Mollusca; Bivalvia; Venerida; Veneridae
Product: ubiquitin carboxyl-terminal hydrolase 48-like
Exons: 4
Coding region: 57-3551 (1164 amino acids)
Biological process (GO): protein deubiquitination
Cellular component (GO): nucleus; cytosol
Molecular function (GO): cysteine-type endopeptidase activity; protein binding; cysteine-type deubiquitinase activity
Source: RefSeq, a predicted model, not a curated record
UGAUCAUGAUUAUUCAUGAGUCUGUUUUGUUUCAGGAUUGAUAACUUGGUGACAAAAUGCCUCAAAAACCAACGUUAGAUAAACAAUGUUGGCAAUGGGCUGAGACCACUGACCCAGAAGAUGUGAAUCUUAGCAAUGUGAGGUCUGCUUAUAGGCUAAAUCUACCAAACUGUAAGCUUGGUGCCUGCAAAAGACAGUGUAAAGGAAAUCCAUAUUGUGUGAACUGCAUAGGUGAGAAGGUAUGGUUUGGUAAGAUUGAGGAUAGUAGCUGGCAUGAUGUUCAAGAUCCCAGUGAGGAGAGGAGAAAACCUGGAAUGUUUGUUGGACUAAAAAAUCUAGGUGCUACAUGCUAUGUGAAUACUUUCCUACAGUUAUGGUUCCACAAUGAAACAGUUAGGAAAGGUAUAUAUAAAUGGAGGGAAAUUUGGGGUAACAACACAACUGUAGAUCAGUGGAAGCCAACCUCUGUCUGUGGUCAUCUUCAGGUUAUAUUUGGAUUACUAGAGCUGUCAAAGAGACGUUACAUUGAUCCGAGUGAGUUUAUCAAACACCUUGGCCUUGAUGCUGGUCUUCAGCAAGAUGCCCAAGAAUUCUCUAAACUGUUCUUAUCUGUGUUAGAAGAAAACAUUCUCCAGGGCAACACCACCAAUGUCAUUAAAGAUCAAUUCUGCGGAAACUAUGCUUAUGUUACAAGAUGUAGUAACUGCAAUAAUUCGUCGGAGCGCAUGUCGGAAUUCUAUGAGUUAGAUCUCAAUAUACAAGGACACAAAUCUCUAGCUGAAUCUUUAAAAGGUUUUCUUGAGGUAGAGAAACUUGAAGGAGAUAAUAAAUACAUGUGCAGCAAAUGUAAUGAAAAACAAGAUGCCACGCGAGCCAUUGAAUUAAAAAGCUUGCCACCUGUUCUGAAUCUUCAGCUACUGAGGUUUGUUUUUGAUAUUAAAACUGGUUCCAAAAAGAAGUUGAAUAGCUGUAUACAGUUUCCGGAUGUGCUGGAUAUGACAGAAUAUUUACCUGAAAAUCAGAAUGCAAUUUAUGACCUGAAUGCCGUGUUAAUUCACCGAGGUCCAUCCGCAUACAGUGGUCAUUAUGUGGCUCAUAUAAAAGGAAAAGACAGUCAGAAUUGGUUCAAAUUUAAUGAUGAAGAAAUUGAGAAAAUUAAAGGUAAAAAUCUUCAAUUAGGCAGUGAGGAAGACUUGGAGGGGAAAAAACAGAAAUCACCCCGCAUUCCAAAGGGACAUCACUCUUCUAAGAAUGCUUAUAUGUUAGUUUAUACAAGACGGCCUCCCUCUACCUGUAACAGUGUUGAAGCAGAAACCUCAAAAUCAGAAAACAUUCUAUCCAGUCAAACAAAAGAAGAAAUAAGUUAUAAUAAUGUUUCAUCUUCAACCAGUGAAAACUCAAUGUUUAAGACUGAAAUACAAAGUGACCUGUCAGCCUCAAAGUCUGACGAAGCCUUGAAAAAAAUUGAAAGAGAAAUGAUUGAUUCUGUUCCAGAAAGUGAUAGUGAAAAAAGUUCUAGUAAAAAUUGUAUAACAAAUUCAGUUUUAGCUGAUACUAAAAAAUUGAUUCCAAACUAUGUUGUUAAGUUUGUUGAAAAAGACAAUGAAGAAUUUGAAAAAUGGGUGAAUGAAAUGAACUCUAUGAAAGAAGAGAACAUUGCAAAAGGUCAAGAGAAGCAAGAGACUGUUAAAGCAAUAUAUAAGGACUUAUCUUAUAGUGGAGACAGCUGGGAUGAAUUUGAAUGGAUCCCUAUGAACUGGUUGACAAAAUGGUUGAACGAUCCUGCAACAGCCCCACCCAUUAAGCUCUCCUCUUCCCUUUGCAGUCAUGGCAAACUUUGUCCGGAUCAGUCAUUGAAAAUGAAAUGUGUGUCAGAGAAAGGGGCCAGUCAAUUGAUCAGUAUCUAUGGAGGUGAGGUAAGAUUGAAAGGUGAUGAGUCAUUGUGCUUUAAGUGCAUUCAACAAAAAUGUAAUUUGAUAAGAACUAAACAAUUAAUUGUUGAAGACGAUAAAUUCAUAUCAGGCAAGAUGAAAACAAACUUUGCAGCAGAAAAAUGUUACUGGGUUGGGAAAGGUUCUUUCAGAAGUUGGAGAAGAUUAGCUGUUGAAUUGCUUACAGAUUCUGAAGGGAAAAUUGAUGAAAAUGGUGAAGCUGGACAUAAUGAGUUAAAUCUUGAAAACGGUGAAUUAGAAAAUCAUAUUGAUUCGAAUAUUGGUGAAAAUAUUCCGGGAAAUGUACAGUCUGAAUCCAGUCUUGGUGCAACUAAUGAGAUCUUUGAAGAUGUAAGAAAAGUGAAAAGUGAGUCAAACAUUGACAAGAGAUCUGAGGUCAGGGAUGCAAACAGUGGGAAAAAGAAUGUAGACAAUGUAAUGGGUGACAAUGAUGAAGAUUCUUUACAGUUUAAUGAAGAUUUAUUAUGUGAGGAACACGGUGGCCUUGAUCCAGAUAUAAACUGUCGAAAAGCUGUUCCAGAAUGUGUUUGGCUGAGGCUCAAACAUUACUUUCCAAAUUGUGCUGAGUUUGAAAUAACCAGUCCAUCUUGUGUAAAAUGUACAGAGAAUAUUGAGGAAGAUAAUAAGUGGAAAGAAAUGAAUCGGCAACUAGCAGCCACUCAGAAAGCAGCCUUACUAGAUUUGUUUCAUGACAGAAAGAGACCUACAGCUAUACAUCCGGUUGAUGGUACUUUUGUACUCAGUACAGAAUUUGUGAACUCUUGGAGACAGUUUGUUAGAGACCCAUUAAAAAAUGAACCUCCUUGUAAAGUUGUAAAUGAACUUUUACUAUGUGAACAUAACGGAUUCUUGUUUCCCCCUGCUGAGCAUGGCUCUUUUAAAUCUGAUGAUAAAAUUACAUAUAUCACUGCAGAUGAAUGGAGACAAGUAACCUCUUUGUUUAGUUUUGACAAUGAAAUAACAUUAGUGACAUAUGAAGAGAAUGGUAAGAAAGAGAUUCUUACACUGCCUAAUGUAUGCAAUGAGUGUCUGUUGAAAAGACUGAGUUAUGAGGAGAGUGAACUGUUUGAGUAUGAGAAAGGAAUAAUUUAUGUAAGAAAGCAUCAAAAGUUGGAGAAAAUUAUAGAAAACUCCAAUGAAAACAGUGAUUCGAACCAAGAUGAUCCUGAGUUUAGUGAGAAAUCAGCUCCAGGUUCAGGUAGGAAGAGGCAUAAUGCUAGUGAGGGAAUUGUCACGGAACCACCGGAGAAGGUGAUGAAAAAUGGGAAUGGUAGUAAGAUUGUGAGGAAAAGUCAGAGGCACAGGAGGGCUAGGGGCGAGAAGGAAGUGAUCAUGUCGUCAAAGCAGACUCUUAAGGACUUGAAACUAAAGAUCAUGGGGCUUUUCUCAGUGCCUCCGUUUGAUCAGAAUCUUUAUGUUGAUGGUAGAUUGCUAGAUGAAAAUGACCGCAGUUUGUGUGACUUGAGGGUUGCCUCUGGCUCUGUAAUUGAUCUCAUUGCUGAUGAGCCACAGGAAGAACCGAGCUUCAUGGAAGAGUUUGUGAAAGAAUCAGGAAUGCCGGAAUCUGGAUUCAAGGGAACAAAUUUAUUAAGUGCAUAAUGUACUAUUUAUUAUUAUUAUUUUCAUUAUAAUGUAAGACAUUGUUACAUUUACAUAAUUACACUGUGUAUCAUUAUGAUAUAUUGACAGAUAUCAUUACCAGCUGAUACAAGCUGUUCAAGUCUUUACUUACUUAGUGGUUUGUGCCAUUUUUCUGCUGGAUAUGUAAAUAUUGGUAGUAUGAAAGUGCAACCUACUAGACUAGGGCAAAAUAGAUUUUUUUUGUGUGCUGUGUUAUUUAUUGUUAGAAUUAUGUAGAAUUAAACAUUUUUGACACUUCAUCAUUAAGGUUCAUUUAGGAAUGAUGUAAGUUUGCACAUUGUGCAUGUUUUGCUUGAAUGUUUUUAAGUCAAACCAACAAUGUUACAGUCAUAUGGGGACUUUCCAGCUGUACUAGUUGAUGACGACCUUGGGUGCCCCUUCAUGCAUUAUUUCAGGCAUGAGCUGGCACCUGAGUAAAACCACAGACCAUCUGUAAGCUAGCAGGAUAUGAAAAAGUCAGAAUUCACAGAUGGGACUCGAACCCACAGCAGUGAGGAGUGAGUGAUUUGAAGUCAGCAGCUCUUGCCCCUCACAGCUGUACUUAAUAUUGACAGACUAGGGCUACCUGUAUAGAGUCACUCCAUACCUAUUUCAGUAUUUGCAUUCUCGCCAGACUAUUUUAAUGCUUGCUGGUUUGUCAUAUUUUGAUAUUUAAGUCCAUUAACCUUUUCUAUGCCAAUUUUCUUAAAUGGACCCCUCUGUCUUUCAAUCACGACAAAACCAUUCAUCAUUUAAGGUAUAAUUUUGAAAUAAGUACUUACUUAAUGGCGAACUGUGCUGUAUGGAUGUACCAGCUGUUGUAUUUGGUCUGCACUGGUUGCAUUGGUAGAAUUUAUUGCGAUAGGGGUUGAACUUAGUGGACUGUUCCAAAUUCAAAACAAGACCUGACCAUUCCAUAAAUAAGUUGUGCAAGGGUUUAGGAAAGUGUGAUUUCGUUCAAAUUUUAAUCUUAAGAGUUGUUAGGGUAUUAGAAUAUUUGAAGGAUUUCUUGGCACUAUUUCUUGCCUUGUUCUGCAAGUAUUUUAUUUACUAUAGUAACUUUGUAGAAUUAUGUUAAGCAUUUUAGAGUUUCUAAGGUAUCUUUGCUUUAAUUUCUGUUUGAGACUAUGGCCAGUGAAGGCUGUAAAAUGAAUUAAGUUAUUAUGUAAGUCAUAUUUUUUUAUACAAACUUAAGUAGAUGAUCUUUGUUAAUUUUCUGGUAAAAGAGACAGUAAUGUUUUUAAGUCUGUCUGGGUUGGUUGUUCAUUACUAUUAUUUUUAAUAGCAGUUAGAUGUGUACAAGAUAUCCAAAUAGUUACAGUCAUGUAAUUAACACACGUCAUUGCAUGGUGAAUUUAGAAAUUUGUUAUCUUCUGGUCAGGUUAUCUUGUAAUAAAUUUGCUAAGUAUAUUAUAGUAACUAACAGGUUGUAGCAUUGUUUAUUGUACGACAUUUUAUUGUCAAUACCUCUGACUACUGUGUGUGUCACAUGUACAUAUAGACUUUCAAAUUGUAAAAAAUUACCAUUGAAUAUAUUGUAUGGAACAUAUUUUUGUCUGCUAACUGUGCUAGUUAAUAUAAUACACUCAUACUGUAUUUGUGCUAAUUAAUUUAUGUAUUGUUUUUUUUAGCUCACCUAAGCACUAAGUGAGCUUUGUUGAUUACCCUGUGUCUGUUGUGUAUUAUGAUUGAUUUUGAACUGGACUGGUAAUUUACAUGUAUAAGUGUAUUACAUGUAACUGCACAACAAAUUAUGACAUUUAUGACCUUACUAUCAGGUGAGCAAUAAAGGAUAGUCAUGGCACUCUUGUUAAAUGCAUGUAAUCUUAAGUCUUUAUUUAUUGAACCAAGGUUAUUUAAUUGUGUGUUCCUUUUUAAAGGGUUAGUACUUCUGACAAUACAAAAUGAUUUAAAGAAAUUCAAAGCCUAUGCCACAAGUAACAAGCAAAGCUAUCUGGCACAUUCGUACAAUCUGGUUGGUUUCUAGAAUGAUAUAGCAUAGGCUAAAGAUUUAUAAAGUUAUAUCUUGAAAUCCUUUUAACUACUUAUACAUGUAGUAGGAUCUUUUUCAAAAGGGUUGAGGCAUCAGAAUUGCAGCCACCAUUUAUCCCUGUGUGAUCAUUAGAGGAGACAUAGUUUUGACCCCUGGUGUUGCUUUAUGUUUGUAACACCCAAGGUUAGGCAAAAUUAUCUUUCCUGCUUCGGAGACUUAUCACCUAAAUUGUGUUGUUGCAGCGUAAAACCAAACCAAACAAAACAAACCUUUUCAAAAUUCCAUUACUUAAAUUUAGCCCAUUUACAGUUAGCUUUUCACUAUUAUGUGAUCUUUGUUAUCAAAAUAAUGAUACAUAUUAAACAAACUUAUGGUAAGGUUAAUUUCAGCAGUAUUUUUUCCGGAAUUAGUUUGUAUUCUAUCAUUUAUUUCUUUCAAUAUAUGCAGAUAUCAGCAUAAAUAUGAUAGCUUUAAUACUUGAAUUUGCCGCAAAAUGAAAUAGACCAUGUACAAUUGUAAUUUAUCUGAAAAGAAAUGUUUUGGGCAAAUGUUAUAGAUUUUAAAAGCUGACUUGCUCCUGUAAGAAAGUGUUAAUUAAUUAAAGUAUUAAAUUGAUGUAUAAAUCCAAUUGAGAAAAAUGUGAAAUUGCUCAAAUAAGAUCAUAUUCUGUCCUAUUAUUGAACAAUGUUUGCAUUUUAAGAUUAUUU